AAAAGCAAUUAAAAAUUUUAAGAGGAUCAUAUAAAGUUACCUACUCCUGUUUUAUGUGUUCAGUUAUUUCCUGUUGGAGUAAGCCUAACAGUUGAAGAUCUACAGUAAAAGAAUGGAGCAGCCUUUCUUGACAUCAAGAGUACUAUUCUUGUCCAUACUUCUUUCAAUGAGUGAUUGUGCUAUCCAGUAUGAUCACACUAGCCCACCAGAGAGGGUCCUUUAUUCCAGGACUAGUGAUAGAAUCACUGGAUUCAAAGAUACUCUGGAUAAAGAUGUCAUUCUUGGUGGAUUAUUUCCAGUUCAUGUGAGUCAAUCAAUGGGAGGUCAGUGCAGUGACAGGUUUAGAUCCAGUGGGUUCCAGAGAAUGGAGGCAAUGCUCUUUGCCAUUGAUAGCAUAAACUCUAACUCUAGCCUUCUCCCUGGCAUGAGUCUUGGCUAUGAUAUCAGAGACACCUGUGUGAGUGAGAACAUAGCUCUAGAUGAGAGCAUUGAUUUUGUACUUGAGAGUGAUCAGUUAGAAGUGGAGAGUUGUGGAGGCAUGUCAAAUGGUAAUGCUAGUGAUAGAGUCAAAGUUAGUUCUGUCAUUGGUGCUUCAUCAAGCUCUGUCUCUAUACCGGUAGCUAGCCUCCUUCGGCUAUUUAGGGUGCCUCAAAUUAGUUAUGCUUCUUCUUCGUCAGCUCUCAAUAAUCGAGAUCGCUAUGAGUACUUUCUGCGUACGGUGCCACCGGAUAAUCAGCAAGCAAUGGCCAUGAUUGAUCUAAUAGAGAGAGCAAAUUGGAGCUUUGUCUCUACAAUAUACUCUGAUAAUCUUUAUGGUGAGCCUGGGAUUAACCAGUUUCAUGAGCUGGCACACAGAAGAGGUAUCUGCAUUGACUUAAACCUACCAAUAAAAGAAUCAUUUCUUGAUUAUGAAUACCAAUAUGUUGCUGAUCGGUUGGCCAACUCAACUGCGAAUGUAACUGUGCUGUUUACUUCCUUUGAGCAUGCUGAUAUGCUGCUACGGACAAUGACUAACUCUAAUAGGUCUAUAAACAAGGCUGGAAAGGUUUGGAUAGCAAGCGACUCCACAGCUUCCACAGUUUUAGCAGCAAAUUAUGCUCAAGUUGCAAGCGAACUAUGGGGAGUGCUACCAGCAACUAACCUUCAUGCUCCUUUCGAUGAUUAUUACAGACAACUCAGCACAUCAAGCAACAAAAGAAACCCAUGGACUCAAGAUGCAUUCAAACAGCUAUACAACUGUGCCCACAAUGACUGCAAUGUGUCUAGUGAUUACAGUCAAAAUGAGAAAGUUCCUCUUGUCAUAGAUGCUGUAUACAGCAUUGCUUAUGCAUUAAAAGAAUUCAUUAGUGAUAAAUGUAGUGCUCCGUUAGUUUGGUAUGCCAACAAUCAAUCAUGCCAGAGCCACAAUGGCAGGACUGCAGUUUUGAAUGGCUCUGUCCUACUACAACAUUUAAUGAAUGUUAGCUUUACCAGCCCCACGGGAAAUGAAGUUUCUUUUAAUGAGAAUGGGACAGUAAAAGCAAUAUAUAACAUUGCUGUAUUGAAAGUGGAGCAAGAAACGAGUAGUUACGUGUUGGAAAAUGUUGGAUACUGGAAUGAGAACUUGCCAAUAGCAAACCGCCUUCAUUUCUAUGCUACGCAGAAUGAAAAUGAGCUAUUUGAUGAUUUCACUUCACAAUGUCAGAAAUGCCCACCAGGACAAUUUAAGAGGGCAGUAACGUCAUCAUGUUGUGGUACAUGUGAUCCUUGCCUUGGAUCAAACUUUACUAAUACUAACUCUUCAACAAUGUGUAUGACAUGUCCUGAUAAUAUGUGGGGCAACAAUCCUCUCACUGGUAACACUCAUUGUAUAGAUAUUGAUGAAUCAUAUUUAAAACCAUCAGAUGCAUGGGGUAUAGUACUGAUAAUACUAGCCAUCAUUGGACUAAUAGCUGUAGUAUUUGUCACAUCUGCUUUCAUCUGGUUCUGGAAUACACCAAUUGUCAAGUCUUCAGGAAGGGAGCAGAUGAUAUUAGUACUAAUCGGAAUAACACUAUGCUUUGUAAGCACUCUUUUCUUUCUCUUGAAGCCUUCGCCAGCGUCAUGUGGUCUUCAAAGAAUUGUAAUGUGGUUUUCAUAUUCUCUGAUACUCUGUGCAUUGUGUGUUAAACUUAUCAGAAUAACUCGCAUAUUCAUGCAACAAUCAAUAUCUUCAAGGCCAAGAUUCAUAACUCCUCCGUACCAAAUCAUCUUCACUUUUCUACUCGUUGCAUGUCAGAUGAUGCUUGUCUUUAUUUCACUCCUGGUUGUUAAUCCUGGAGUCAAAAAAGAGCUUCACCACAACAAAACAAACGAUAAUAACUUCCCCACUCUUAUCCUCCAAUGCACCACACCCCACAUUGCACUUGUAGUGCUUCAGAUGCUGUACAACACUGCACUCCUCAUUACCAGCAAUGCAUUGGCUGUAGUUACCAUAAGGUUUCCUGCAAAUUUCAACGAGUCCAGAUACGUUGCAUUCUCAACAUUUUCUCUUGGCCUCAUGUGGUUUCUGUUUAUCCUUUCAUACGUAGCCACAAAUGGGUCUACAAUCCAAACAGCCGUUCUAUCGUCUACAAUACAACUCAGUGCACUCUCUGUUCUACUAUGUCUUUUUGGUCCUAGAGUAUUCAUUAUGAUAUUCUGGCCUUCGCACAACUCUUCUGAAAGUGGGAUGAAACCUGCAGGUACAAAAGACUUGGAGUCUUUGCCUCAGCGAGUACCAAAGUCUCAAACAGGAGUGACUGUUGAAUAACAUGCACAUGCAUGGCUACAAUGUGUGACUAUCAUUAUUAUUGUUGUUGUUUUUGUGAGCAAUUCUUUAGCUUAAAUAUUUACUUUUAUUGUACAAUGUAUCGGUAUUGAUUAAAUUUCAGUUUCAUUGUUUAAUAUUGUUAUUUAUUAUUGAA
Amphimedon queenslandica is the source of this 2924-nucleotide messenger RNA. RefSeq names its product metabotropic glutamate receptor-like. Gene Ontology annotation, cellular component: membrane. Gene Ontology annotation, biological process: G protein-coupled receptor signaling pathway. Gene Ontology annotation, molecular function: G protein-coupled receptor activity. Lineage: Eukaryota; Metazoa; Porifera; Demospongiae; Haplosclerida; Niphatidae. The record is from RefSeq and is a predicted model, not a curated record.